CUUACUGCAGGAUCCCAUCGCACCCACCAACUCCACCUGCCAGCACUAUGUCUGCAAACCGUGUAAAGGCAAGAGGAUGAUGAUGAAGCCCUCGUGCAGCUGGUGCAAAGACUAUGAGCAGUUUGAGGAGAACAAGCAGUUGAGCAUCCUGGUGAACUGCUACAAAAAACUGUGUGAAUAUAUAACGCAGACUGCACUGGCCCGGGACAUCAUAGAAGCGGUCGACUGCUCUUCCGAUAUUUUGGCUUUGCUUAACGACGGGUCGUUCUUUGGUGAGGAGACAGAAAAGCCCUCCGACUCCUCCUUCACUUUGUGUUUGACACAUUCCCCUUUGCCUUCGACCUCAGAGCCCACGACUGAUCCUCAGGCUGGUUUGUCUCCGAUGUCUGAGAGCACCCUCAGCAUUGCCAUCGGCAGUUCUGUCAUCAAUGGCUUGCCUCCUUACAACGGGCUCUCGAUAGACAGGUUGGGCAUAAAUCUUCCUUCGCCUGAACAUUCAGACACGACUGAUGUGUGCAACACUGUUGACAUAAAAACUGAGGAUCUGUCGGACAGUCUGCCACCCGUGUGUGACACGGUCGCCACUGACUUGUGCUCCACAGGCAUUGAUAUCUGCAGUUUCAGUGAAGAUAUAAAACCGGGCGACUCGCUGUUACUGAGUGUUGAGGAAGUGCUCCGCAGUUUGGAAACUGUUUCAAAUACAGAGGUUUGUUGCCCUAAUUUGCAGCCGAACUUGGAAGCCACUGUAUCUAAUGGCCCUUUUCUGCAGCUUUCGUCCCAGUCUCUUAGCCAUAAUGUUUUUAUGUCCACCAGUCCUGCACUUCAUGGGUUAUCAUGUACAGCAGCAACUCCGAAGGUAGCAAAAUUGAAUAGAAAGCGAUCCAGAUCAGAAAGUGACAGCGAGAAAGUUCAGCCACUUCCCAUUUCUACCAUUAUCCGAGGCCCGACACUGGGAGCUUCUGCUCCUGUGACCGUGAAAAGGGAGAGCAAAAUUUCUCUGCAGCCUAUAGCGACUGUUCCCAAUGGAGGCGCAACACCCAAGAUCAGCAAAACUGUGCUUUUAUCUACUAAAAGCAUGAAGAAGAGUCAUGAACAUGGAUCCAAGAAAUCUCACUCUAAAACCAAGCCAGGUAUUCUAAAAAAAGACAAAGCAGUCAAGGAGAAGAUUCCUAGUCAUCAUUUUAUGCCAGGAAGUCCUACCAAGACUGUGUACAAAAAACCCCAGGAAAAAAAAGGGUGUAAAUGUGGGCGUGCUACUCAAAAUCCAAGUGUUCUUACAUGCCGAGGCCAACGCUGCCCUUGCUACUCUAACCGCAAAGCCUGCUUAGAUUGCAUAUGUCGUGGCUGCCAAAACUCCUAUAUGGCCAACGGGGAGAAGAAGCUGGAGGCGUUUGCUGUGCCAGAAAAGGCCUUGGAGCAGACCAGGCUCACUUUGGGCAUUAACGUGACUAGCAUCGCUGUGCGUAACGCUAGUACCAGCACCAGUGUAAUUAACGUCACAGGGUCCCCAGUAACGACGUUUUUAGCUGCCAGUACACGUGACGAUAAAAGUUUGGAUGAAGCUAUAGACAUGAGAUUCGACUGUUAAGUCAGUGGGUCUUUGAGCCUACCCUGGUAGGAAAU
Molecule: messenger RNA, 1623 nt
Organism: Carlito syrichta (Philippine tarsier)
Lineage: Eukaryota; Metazoa; Chordata; Mammalia; Primates; Tarsiidae
Gene: MSL2
Product: MSL complex subunit 2
Exons: 1
Coding region: 77-1588 (503 amino acids)
Cellular component (GO): MSL complex
Molecular function (GO): ubiquitin protein ligase activity
Source: RefSeq, a predicted model, not a curated record